AAUGACGGUGACUGCCGAGACGUUUCGGGCCGUGGAACACGCAAAGAUGAGACCGUUUCGUUUGACGUGCAUGUAGGUCAAUCCGUCCGGCAUGAGAAAGACGGGUGGGGCAUCUCCGGUCGAAAUAGAGGAGGAAAGGCCCUCCUCCGCCGAACCAUUGUCGCCGGAGCCCGAUCCCCCAUCCGAAUUCACUCCUCCCGCUCCGGCGUUGUCGUCCCAGAAUUUGAUUUUUCGGAAGAAAGCCUCGGUGUGACUUCUCUCGUGGGAUCCGGUCCUGUCACCUUCGGUCCUGUAUCGCUUGGCAAUAAUAGUGUCACCUCGCGGAGACAAGACAAAAAAGUUGGAUAUCAUGGUGAUUCGUUCAUGCAAUGCGAUUUGGCAUGGGUGUCUCUCCAAAUGAAAGACGGCGUUUUUACUACCUGAAUGUACCGAUGCAACCCAAAAAUGACUAUCAUUCGAACAUGCGCAGCUUUCAAACUUUUCCAUUUCCAGAGCCGUUGCAAGAACCAAAACGCACAGUCUUUGGGGUUGGGGGCAUCUAGGAUCAGGCUCUUCAUUCGGGGGAAUAAAGGGAGGAUAAUAUCUUGUCCGUCCUUCGUUCCAAGAUGCUUGGUGAAAGAAUUGUUUUUAAGAAAGAACAGCUGUCGGUGUCAGAAGUAAUUACCACCACGCACGUCCAAUAAAGAAAGGAGAAAUCAAUUGCGAACAAACAGUACGGUACAAUACAGUACGGUACAAUACAGUACGGCACAGUACAGUAAGUUCGUUCCUCAAAGUACGAGUAUAGUACCGUACAGCCGCAACGGUGAUGUAAAGGUACAAACGUCGCAACGCAACGUGCUCCUUGAUGCAUUAUUUUUUGUCAAGAACGUUGCUGUACGAUACUACCCCCGACUACCGUAUGGUAGUACCUUACUCGUACGGGCCGGACCAUCCAAGUGCUGGUGGGUUUUCGAGAGGGUUUUCCUUCUGUUGACAAUUAUUCUCCUUCCGGUUCUUCCUCCACUACGGUACGAGCACCACACCCUUUCAACCAUUCCUUUUCCUACGCCGAAGCAUCAUCACAUCCAAUCAUGGUAAACCUGCGAAAACAUUUCGAUGGCUCGCAAUCCUUCCAGAGAAUGUUGCCAGGAACGGUUGAAGCGUUGAACCGUGCUCUGUCGUAAACGAAGUUACGCGUGCACGGCAGCCGGUGCCUGAUGCUGCUGGAUGCGCCCGGGGACGGAGUCAUGCCAUUGAGACGGGGUCAUUUGAGCGCCUUGGUCGGCGCUUGUCUUUCUCCUGGGCGUCUAUCACCACGGAGCAAGCACGAUGCUCCUAGCGUCGACGGCAUCUCAACGAUUUGCCUGCCAUCGGGCCUAUGCUGCUUGUUCUUUCCUUGCAAUAUGCUGCGUUGGUGGCUGUGGUAAGGAGCUGCGUUUCGCAUGGGUGACCCCUGACGUGAUGACCCGUAUUUCUCAUUUCUUGGAAGUGAGAAACCCACAUUGUCUGGAUUGCGUUGUUCCAGUAUGCAAAGAAAGCUUGUUUGAAUGUUCAUAGAAGCCGGGACCACACCUAUUCUAUCACUUGGUUGAGCAGGCCGCUCUCGUUUCAACGGAAGUGACAACUAUACCUGCAACUGCUGAUGCAAGUGCUAGAAUAGAUUUGUAGCACCUACUGAUACGAUACUUUGCGACGAUUGAAAUAAGGAACAGCGCCACUACACCUGCUACUAUUGAUACGAGUGGUAGGAUAGGUCUGGUGCAUUUUCCCUCCCCCUCACGAAACAACGCCUCCCUUGAGGUGUUGCGCGUUGUGGAAGGGUCAUAGACCCUGUUCGAACGACUUUUUGAACCACAAUCCGGAAUGCAGGCUGAUAUUGGAAUCGUUGGAGUCGUUAUCUCGACGAAAUCGACCGCGACAAGACGGCAACUAUGUUUUGCAUAUGAUCCGAAUGAGUUCCUCUCAGAGGUUUCGGCUGAUGUGGAUUGUGGGAGGACCGCAGGCGAGAACAAAACGAAGGAAAAUGAAGUGAACACGAGAGAGUUCCACAGCAAGGAACAUGCAUGAAGGAUCCAAGGAUCUGAUGUUUCGUGAGUCCACUGUUGUGGCAGACUGCAACGCCUUGAUCGCACUUUGAAAGAGUUUCCGAUAGUGGAACUCACCACGCGCGUGCACCGCAGCAGCAUCUCUAAGAAGCAGUCAGGGCCUCGACGACGACCACUUCGAAACAUAUGUUUUAUGAGCAAAUAUCUUCACCGAGAGUGAAUCCCCCGCCACCGACCUACUCUAAUUCGUUGGUGGGAAUGCGGAGGUCACUCUUCUUCACUGUGUACUAUUCCGCGUUACGAUUCAUUGGCGAAGGAAACUGCAGCCAUGGAAUGGCAACCUUCGACGACGACAAAUCUAGUAAAUCCGAGAGCCCCCGAAUCAGGCAGAUUCAUCGCUUCUACGCACCGUGAUACUUCGGCAAGUCAAUGAUUCGUACAUUGGCAUGCACCUUGGAACAUCCAUGGUACUGUUCCUAUUGCUCCCCACGACACGAACAUACUAACAACGACGUAGCACAGACGACAACAACGGCGUUUUCGAAAAAGCUUUCAAAAUUCUACGUUCAAGAGAGGUUGCUUCAAUUGAGUAGCAGCUUGCGGGAUCACCAUGUUCUUCGAUUCGACUUUAUGGUUUUUCGGGUUCGGAACACGGCAAUGAAAAUGUCGACUGACGACCGGGUCGACGAGAUGAAUGAAAUUCGACUGGAUUCAAUCGUUCUUCCCCGGUUUAGGGCCUCUGGAUAAGGAUAGGGUUUCGUGAGUUUAUCGGCGCAGGAAGCUGGUAAGUACUAUUACAAAACACCAAGCGCUUUGUAUCCGCUGAGCAACGAAAAGAAGAUCCAACCCAAUGAACUCUGAAAAUCAAAAUCCACGACACGACAAUCAACAAGUGACGACGAGAAUUAGUGUUCGUUUCGAAAUAGAGUGUGCAAAACGAAUAGAGGAAUGAUGGUACAAAAUGUACGUGGCUUGCCUUGGUACCGAAUACCGGAGGGAUGCUCAGGCACAAGCGAUAACUCUAGAACAUUUGAAGCAUGCUACGACAAUCGACAAGAGACGAACCACUGACGGCAUCAAUUUCGUUCCGCAAACAGAGAUAUCGAUGGCGACCUCAAAUGCGGCUGCUAGGGUCAACAGUAACGUCGAGAAGAACCCAGCAGAAUAGUAGAGAAGUAAUCCCGAAUCUCACAACAAACAUACAACAGUAAUACUGUAAUUGCCGUACUUAAUUUUUCCGAAACUCAGUGAUGUAAAA
Messenger RNA from Pseudo-nitzschia multistriata, 3285 nucleotides. NCBI's taxonomy places the organism in Eukaryota, Bacillariophyta, Bacillariophyceae, Bacillariales, Bacillariaceae. The record is from the annotation of a GenBank genome assembly.